Messenger RNA from Penicillium subrubescens, 1179 nucleotides. RefSeq lists its product as uncharacterized. The record is from RefSeq and is a predicted model, not a curated record. The transcript has 4 exons. Lineage: Eukaryota; Fungi; Ascomycota; Eurotiomycetes; Eurotiales; Aspergillaceae. The coding region runs from base 1 to 1179 and encodes 392 amino acids.
AUGGCCGACCAAACGAACGCCUUCCAGGCCCUGUCAAGCAAUAAUCGCGGCACUCUCAUCACCUUAACGUCGGUGUCGCUUCUGAUUGUGGCCAUCAUCUUUGUGCUCGCCAAGUUUGGUUCAGCGAUUUACUUCAAGCAGCGACGAACAGCUGUUAAUACUCCUAUCUGGGCCGCUUUGGUCCUGGCAAUCAUUCAAGUCGUCGUCUUACAAAAGGCUGUUGACCAUGGACUGGGACAGCACCAAGACCGGCUGAGCCAAGAUCAGACCUGGAGCAAGUUCGCCUUCGCCGCUCACAUUCUGCUCGUCGUGGUCUUAUCGCUUUCGAAGAUGUCGACUCUCCUACUAGUUUGGAAGUUGUCGCCGAGUAAAACCCUGCGCCGCACCUGUACUGUCACCGCUGGUAUAGUUGUUGGGUGGUCGAUCUGCGCAGUAUUUGGUAUAGCUUUCCAAUGCGAAUCGCCCGAUCGGUGGCUAUACUCCCCCGAGCGAUGCGCUGGAGAGGGAGCCAUAUUCUACCCAAUUGCAGUGUUCAACGUCCUCACGGAGAUCAUUAUUGUUGUCCUACCGUUUAUAAUGAUGCGCAAUGUCCAGAUGGUUUGGAUUAAGCGGGUGAAGAUCCUAUGCUCCUUCUCUUCGCGUCUAAGUAUCGUCGGCCUCGGAAUCGCUCAUCUAGCCCUCCUACCUCCAUUCGUCCACUCAUCCGACAUCUCCUGGGAUAUAGUCAACUGGGAAAUAAUUGGCCAAGCAAUGAUGCUCACAACCGUGAUAAUCGCCUGCGUCCCAACCCUCUACCACAUCUUCGCCGGCCUACACUCCGGCCUAACAACAACGCAAAUCCCCGACGGAAUCGGGCUCGAACUCCCGCAGACCAAGGCCAGCGGAUAUAUCAAUCAAUCGUCUUCAGCAGCGAGCCAGUCGCAUUCGCGUGGACGGUCCAGGAAGGGUGGACGGUCAAUGUUUGAUGGGUGGGGAGGUGAGAACCGGGUCAUCACUGAGGUUUCGUCGGGUCGGGACCCGAAUCAGAAUGAUGAGGGUAGAAGACAGUCUGGCUCAAGUGAGGGAACGGAGAGUACGCGGCAUUUGACGCAGGAUCUUCACGGGAAGCCUGGAGCUGUGCUGAGGACGGUGGAUGUUACGGUUGAGGUUGAGGAGCAUGAUCAUUGGAAUAGGCUUUGA